Messenger RNA from Haliotis rufescens (red abalone), 579 nucleotides. RefSeq lists its product as uncharacterized. The record is from RefSeq and is a predicted model, not a curated record. The transcript has 5 exons. The coding region runs from base 121 to 507 and encodes 128 amino acids. NCBI's taxonomy places the organism in Eukaryota, Metazoa, Mollusca, Gastropoda, Lepetellida, Haliotidae. Gene Ontology annotation, molecular function: calcium ion binding.
CCCGGAAAAUCUGAAUCUCGUAUCACACCAUACGUCAGUCCUCCCGCCGCCCUCGCCUCUAUAUAGGUGCAGGACAACGCUGCCCUGGCGGCGAGAUCGCAGGACGUCCAGACAAGAACCAUGAAGCUGACCCUUGUGCUGCUGUUGUUGUCGGUGCUGCUGCUGCUACCGGAAGUUGAAUCUUGGAGGCGGCGGAGGUUCCGACGCAUCUUCAAACCAAUCGUAAAACUGGGCCGCAAAUAUUUGCCCAAAAUACAUCGCGGGAUCAAGACCGGGUGUCAUUAUUACAGGACAUACGUGGGUCGCCAAGCAGAGCUCCUGGACACCAACAAAGAUGGCCGCGUGGACAGGUCGGAGGCCGCCAGCUACCUCGGCGUGGACCAUGAGGACGAGGAGCUUCACGACUUCAUGAACAAGGCUGACUUCAAACGAGACGGCAUCGUUGACUUGGACGAGUUCCUGGACGCCGCCAUCAUGGCACAAGCCCAGAAAGAACAUCUUGACUGAGAACCGGACCUCUUUUACUAUCCAUCUGUAUCAAUGCACACGCCAAUUUUCAAUAAACUCUUUUCUACUUGA